CGAAGGGCGCGGCGACAGCCGUUUUGUGCCGCCCCGUGCCAUUGGCCGGGCACGCGGGACGCUCCUGUAAGCGCGGCGGCGAUUGGCGGCUGAGCCCCGAGAGGGACGCGCAGCGGGGACAGCAUGGCCGGCGCUGAGAGCUGGCGGCCUCCGCGGCCGUGCGAGGACUACUGGUGGGAGUGGAAGCACUGUCGAGGGCUGCGGCACGCCUUCCACCACUACUACGCGCACGGAGAGCUGCCCGCCUGCGACCGCUGGCGAGACGACUACGCCGCCUGCCGCGCCUGGGAGAAGGAGCGCGCCACCGCCGCGCGGGAGGCGCUGUGCGAGAGCGAACGAGCGCGCGUUCUGGAGCGGAAGAAGCACGGCGCGGUGUGGGCGCUGCGGAGCAGCCCGCCUCCCGACUGGCACCGCCCGCUGCAGCACGGCGCGGCCAAGUAGCGGCGCUGCCCGCGGGGCUCUGCCGUCACUGCGGCAGCUCCGCGCCGCUGCCCGCCCGCACUACAGUUCCGGUCAGAAAACUUACUAAUAAACACCCGGUGUGGUACGGAGUCAGGCGCUGAGUUUGAUUCGGAUCCCGUGCGGUCGCUCGGCUCUCAUUGCAGCAGCUCCGCAGCCGGCACGGCACGGCACGGCGCACCGCCAGGUGGGGACGUGGAACCGAGCUGGGGCCGCAUCCCGCCGGCACGGUGCCGGCACACUGCGUUCGGAAAGCAUUGCCUGGUUCGGCCCUGCCGUGUGUGAGAGCUUCUCGGCGCCGGGAUGGCGCUGCGGGAGAGCAUUUCUUGAACAGCAGUGUGCCUUCCUUCUAUUUACUGUGAAAAUAAAGGCUUCAGUGACCGGAGUGA
This is a messenger RNA of Lagopus leucura (white-tailed ptarmigan), 848 nucleotides long. It is a transcript of the gene CUNH22orf39, whose product is annotated as chromosome unknown C22orf39 homolog. The record is from RefSeq and is a predicted model, not a curated record. The coding region runs from base 124 to 441 and encodes 105 amino acids. NCBI's taxonomy places the organism in Eukaryota, Metazoa, Chordata, Aves, Galliformes, Phasianidae. The transcript is spliced from 3 exons.